Messenger RNA from Prosopis cineraria, 1511 nucleotides. RefSeq names its product probable beta-1,3-galactosyltransferase 8. The record is from RefSeq and is a predicted model, not a curated record. Bases 59 to 1372 code for a protein of 437 amino acids. Gene Ontology annotation, cellular component: Golgi membrane. The transcript is spliced from 8 exons. Gene Ontology annotation, molecular function: hexosyltransferase activity. NCBI's taxonomy places the organism in Eukaryota, Viridiplantae, Streptophyta, Magnoliopsida, Fabales, Fabaceae.
CAUCUUCUUCUUCAUCAUCAUUUUUCUCAGAUUUUCUCUGCUCUUUCUUUUCUUUUCCAUGAAAACUCACACCAAGGCUCUAAUUAACGUCAAGGUGCUGCCAUCAGAUCAGAGACAUAAACUGAUUGCAGGAUCGUCAUUACAGAAUUGCAUUGUCUCCUUGUGGCCUUGGCAUCAUCAUCAUCAUCAACAUCAACUUGGUGAUUAUUAUAAUCAUCACAACAACAAUAUCAAGAAGAUGAGAGGGAAGCCAUUUUCAUGCAAGACCAUUCUCUUCUUGAGCAUCGUCUGUUUCCUCGCCGGAACCCUAUUCACCACCCAGAUUUGGACCCGUUCGUCUACCGUCGAAAUCCCGGUGCCGGUGGUAGCAACAGCACAAGGCUGCGAUCACAAGCGGAAAUUGUCUGAAGGAAAGCCUGGAGAUGUUCUGGAGGAAGUUUCGAAGACGCAUCAAGCUAUACAGUCACUGGAUAAGGCAGUUUCAACACUGGAAAUGGAACUAGCAGCAGCACGUAGAAUAAGCCAAAAUAAUAACAAUAAAAAUAAGAAUAGACAGAAAGCUUUUGUGGUUAUUGGAAUUAAUACAGCCUUUAGCAGCAAGCAACGACGAGAUUCACUUCGACAAACAUGGAUGCCUACAGGUAAUGAGUUGAAGGAAAUGGAGAAGAAGAAGGGAAUAGUGAUAAGGUUCAUGAUAGGGCACAGUGCAACACCAGGAGGGAUUCUAGACAAAGGCAUAGACGAAGAAGAAGCUCAAUACAAAGACUUUCUCAGACUUGAUCAUGUUGAGGGCUACCAUGAGCUCUCUUCCAAGACUCGUCUCUAUUUCUCCACCGUCGUUUCCCUGUGGGACGCCGAGUUCUACAUGAAAGUCGACGAUGACAUCCACUUGAAUAUCGGUAUGCUAGUAAGUACACUUGCUAAAUACCGAUCAAGACCUAGGGUUUAUAUUGGCUGCAUGAAAUCUGGUCCUGUUCUACAUCAAAAAGGGGUUAAGUACCAUGAGCCUGAGCACUGGAAAUUUGGAGAAGAAGGAAACAAGUAUUUCAGGCAUGCCACUGGCCAAAUCUAUGCCAUCUCUAAGGAUCUUGCAACUUAUAUUUCCAUCAAUUGGCCUAUACUUCACAGAUAUGCAAAUGAGGACGUAAGUUUAGGCUCAUGGUUAUUUGGCCUAGAGGUUCAACAUAUUGAUGAACGUUCUAUGUGUUGUGGAACUCCUCCAGACUGUGAUUGGAAGGCAAGAGCGGGGAAUGUAUGCGUGGCGUCAUUUGAUUGGUCAUGCAGUGGCAUUUGCAAGUCAGUGGAGAAAAUGAAGGACAUACACAAAUCUUGUGGUGAAGGAGAAGGAGCUGUUUGGAAUGUUGAACUUUAAUAUAAUAAUUCACACUUUAAUUUGCUCAGACAUAAAAUAGAAUCAAACAUAGGAUCUUAAUAUGAUUUAGAGCAUUUUCCUUUCUUUUAUGUUUUUUGGCUUAAUUACCAUAUUUUUAUACCAAUAAUAGAGCUCUAUG